Molecule: messenger RNA, 540 nt
Organism: Drosophila miranda
Lineage: Eukaryota; Metazoa; Arthropoda; Insecta; Diptera; Drosophilidae
Product: probable protein BRICK1-B
Exons: 2
Coding region: 86-301 (71 amino acids)
Biological process (GO): actin filament organization; regulation of actin polymerization or depolymerization; cell motility
Cellular component (GO): SCAR complex
Molecular function (GO): protein-containing complex binding
Source: RefSeq, a predicted model, not a curated record
UAGCCUUACUUUUCUACUUGGUCACACUGUCACAUUCACACCCACAUUCAAGAAAUAAAGAAAAUAAACAUUUUAAGAUAUAAAAAUGAGUGGUGCUCACAGAGAGGCGAUUCAGAAGCAGAUUCAUCAGGAUUGGGCGAAUAGGGAAUACAUUGAAGUCAUAACAGCCAGCAUUAAACGUAUUACGGACUUUUUAAACUCAUUUGGUAUGAGGGCGGUACGCAACUCACAAUCCCAAACCCGACAUUUGACAUCAAAAAACCAUUCCAUCGAUUGUGAGCAAGGACAGGAAUCGUCUUAAAAGUUCCAUAGAUUUUCAUGAUGCUUAAAUCAAUCAACUAGAUAAAUCUUUCCUUCACAGUAGCGAGAGCCGUAUCAACCAGAUAAAUUAAGUAAUCAGUUCAGCAUUGAUCUUCUGGUGUGAAGUUUGUAGACUCAUCUUGACUUUUGGAUUCAAAAAUGCACUUAUUGGACAUCAGGAUCUUUUAUAUCGGAGUCUAAAAUCUCCAUCAGAGCUUAAUAAACUUCUUUCGCUUGAUA